Molecule: messenger RNA, 648 nt
Organism: Fonticula alba
Lineage: Eukaryota; Rotosphaerida; Fonticulaceae
Exons: 2
Coding region: 30-566 (178 amino acids)
Biological process (GO): endoplasmic reticulum to Golgi vesicle-mediated transport
Cellular component (GO): TRAPP complex
Source: RefSeq, a predicted model, not a curated record
GUGCGCGCGCCCCCUUCCGCCUUGGCCACAUGCUAUACCAGCUGCUCAUCAUCAACAAGGCCGGAGGCCUGGUGUACCAGCACAUCUUCCCUCAGACGCGCGCCGGUGGCACCUCGGCUGCCUCGCCAUCACCCAACUCGAAUGACUUCCUCAUGCUGGCCGGCACUUUCCACAGCAUUCAUGCCCUGGUGGCGCAAUUCUCACCCGUGGCCGACUCGUCCGGCUUGCGGGUGCUAGAGUCAUCGCACUUCACGCUCUUCUGCUUCCAAGCCCCCACCGGGACGAAGUUCCUCCUCGUGACGAUUCCCCUCUCCGGGUUGCAAAGCGCCUCGUCAGUCAUCUCGCAUCAUGUCACCCAAACCGGACGCACCGUGCCAACCAGCCUGCACUCCGGCCCUCCGAACUUGCAUGCGGUGGCCACCGCCGCCUGGCGGGAGAUCUACCUGGCGUACGGGGCCUUUGUAGCGCGGGAUCCCUUCCACGUGCCGGAGAUGCCGAUCCGUUGCUCGCGUUUUGAUGCGGCCGUCAGCCGCAUUGGUCAACGGGCAUCGAGCGGCAUUUACUGAGAGGCGGGGAUGCGUGUAGCCAUCCCCCCCCCCCCCUUCCCUCUCCCCCCUUCCCUCUCCCCCCUCCCCCGCUUCCCUCUCC